UACAUGAACACAACUCAUUUCUGUAUCUUUCUGAUCAAAUCCCACAAGAAUUUCUUUUGAUACCAUCAUGUGCAAGAAGAAUACCUCCAACAUAAGUUUACUUUGUUGUGAAGAAACUAAAGAUCUCUCCAAACCAUGCAGGUUCUUUUUUUCAUUACUGAAGGAAGCACUUUCUCACUUCCAUAAUUUGCCUGGUAGGGUUUCUUCUGCAAGACCAGAAGAAGAGUAUUUGUCCAGUGACAUCGAUGAUGAUCUAGAAGUGAUAAUUCUUGAAAUCCAAAGUGGUGCAAUGGAAGCAAAGCUAAGGCGUGUUAGCAAUUCAGAUAGCCAAAGGUGGGUUUUGCUUCAAGGGAUGGAAGAGUUUUUAUUUACUUCAUCAAAGGAAGUAGUGAAGGAAGUAGAAGAUAAUAAACAUGAGGAUAAAGAGGUGGAGUCUUUUUACUCAGUUGGGAGUUGCUUCUCUCGCUGUUCGAGUGCAAGUAGAGAUGUUUUCUUCUCUGUUGGAAGUCGAUUAUCGCGUUGUUCGAGCAUGAAUGGGAUUGAUUUUGGGGAUGAUAAGAGGAGAUCAAUAAUUCAGGAGCUUUGUCACUGCGAAGGAUGGCCGUUUGGUUUAGGUCGAAAGGCCCUUCUGCUUCCACCUCUGCCUAGAUGUCCCUCAGAAUCAUGGUUAUGGCGUAAAGGCAAUCGAAUAUAUAGUUAAGAUCGAUGCCUUAAACACAGUCUAUUGUCAGCUUAUAC
This is a messenger RNA of Telopea speciosissima, 738 nucleotides long. RefSeq lists its product as uncharacterized. Lineage: Eukaryota; Viridiplantae; Streptophyta; Magnoliopsida; Proteales; Proteaceae. The record is from RefSeq and is a predicted model, not a curated record. The coding region runs from base 68 to 700 and encodes 210 amino acids. The transcript has 3 exons.